Closterium sp. Naga37s-1 is the source of this 3705-nucleotide messenger RNA. NCBI's taxonomy places the organism in Eukaryota, Viridiplantae, Streptophyta, Zygnematophyceae, Desmidiales, Closteriaceae. The record is from the annotation of a GenBank genome assembly.
AUGCUGCUCGUGAGAGUCUCGGGUUGCUGCCCAAUAUUGAAACGUGUUCUUUCCUCCCUCCCUCCCUCCCUCCCUCCCUCCCUCCCUCCCUCCCUCCCUCCCUCCCUCCCUCCCUCCCUCCCUCCCUCCCUCCCUCCCUCCCUCCCUCCCUCCCUCCCUCCCUCCCUCCCUCCCCCCCCCCUCCCUCCCUCCCUCCCUCCUCCCUCCCUCCCUCCCUCCCUCCCUCCUCCCUCCCUCCCUCCCUCCCUCCCUCGCUCCCUCCCUCCCUCGCUCCCUCCCUCCCUCCCUCCUCCCUCCCUCCUCCCUCCCUCCUCCCUCCUCCCUCCCUCCCUCCCUCCUCCCUCCCCCCUCCCUCCCUCCCUCCCUCCCUCCUCCCUCCCUCCCUCCCUCCCUCCCUCCUCCCGCUCGCUCCCUCCCUCCCUCCCUCGCUCCCUCCCUCCCUCCUUCGCUCCCUCCCUCCCCUCCCUCGCCUCCUCCCUCCCUCCCUCCCUCCCUCCUCCUCCCUCCCUCCCUCCCUCCCUCCCUCGCUCCCUCCCUCCUCCUCCCUCCCUCCUCCCUCCUCCCAUCCCUCCCUCCCUCCCUCCCUCCCUCCCUCCCUCCCUCCCUCACCCUCCCUCCCUCCCUCCCUCCCUCCCUCCCUCCCUCCCUCCCUCCCUCCCAUCCCUCCCUCCCUCCCUCCCUCCCUCCCUCCCUCCCUCCUCCAUCCCUCCUCCCUCCUCCCUCCCCUCCCUCCCUCCCUCCCUCCCUCGCUCCCUCCCUCCCUCCCUCCCUCCCUCCCUCCCUCCCUCCCUCCCUCCCUCCCUCCCUCCCUCCCUCCCUCCCUCCCUCCCUCCCUCCCUCCCUCCCACCCUCCCUCCCUCCCUCCCCCCCCUCCCUCCCUCCCUCCCUCCCUCCCUCCCUCCCUCCCUCCCUCCCUCGCUCGCUCCCUCCCUCCCUCCCUCCCUCCCUCCCUCCCUCCCUCCCUCCCUCCCUCCCUCCCUCCCUCCCUCCCUCCCUCCCUCCCUCCCUCGCUCCCUCCCUCCCUCCCUCCCUCCCUCCCUCCUCCCUCCUCCCUCCCUCCCUCGCCUCCCUCCCUCCCUCCCUCCCUCCCUCCUCCCUCCCUCCCUCCCUCCCUCCCUCCCUCCCUCCCUCCCUCCCUCCCUCCCUCCCUCCCUCCCUCCCUCCCUCCCUCCCUCCCUCCCUCCCUCCCUCCCUCCCUCCCUCCCUCCACCCUCCCUCCCUCCCUCCCCCCCCCCCCCCCCCUCCCUCCCUCCCUCCCUCCCUCCCUCCCUCCCUCCCUCCCUCCCUCCCUCCCUCCCUCCCUCCCUCCCUCCCCCCCUCCCUCCCUCCCUCCCUCCCUCCCUCCCUCCCUCCCUCACUCCCUCCCUCCCUCGCUCCCUCCCUCCCUCCCUCCCUCCCUCCCUCCCUCCCUCCCUCCCUCCCUCCCUCCCUCCCUCCCUCCCUCCCUCGCUCCCUCCCUCCCUCCCUCCCUCCCUCCCUCGCUCCCUCCCUCCCUCCCUCCCUCCCUCCCUCCCUCCCUCCCUCCCUCCCUCCCUCCCUCCCUCCCUCCCUCCCUCCCUCCCCCCCUCCCUCCCUCCCUCCCUCCCUCCCUCCCUCGCUCCCUCCCUCCCUCGCUCCCUCCCUCCCUCCCUCCCUCCCUCCCUCCCUCCCUCCCUCCCUCCCUCCCUCCCUCCCUCCCUCCCUCCCUCCCUCGCUCGCUCGCUCGCUCCCUCCCUCCCUCCCUCCCUCCCUCCCUCCCUCCCUCCCUCCCUCCCUCCCUCCCUCCCUCCCUCCCUCCCUCCCUCCCUCUCUCUCUCCAUUCUUCCCUUCCUCCUAUCGUUUCUGAUCAAUCAUCAGACGGUGUAUGGAGUGGAUACACACGUGUCUCGCCAGGAGACUGUACUGAAUCUGCUUUUACCGGGUCACUUUAUGGAGAGGCGCCCUCUGUACGAUCAGAUCCUAAUGGUGCUGCCGCCCCUGCUGCCGCUGCACCACGUCCUGCCGUCCCUGCGCCAAGCCAAAGUCGUCACCCAUGCCAAGAAGCUGCUCCAGCUGCUGAUUUCCCAGCUGCUGGGCCUCCCUCUAGCAAAGCACUCCUUUCUCUCCACCACCGAUGGUACCACCAGCAGCAGCAAGUACCUGUGGCACGUGCAGACGCUCUAUCAGCCUGUCAUACCGCACUGCACCAAUCCCGACCUCCCUCUCUGGAAACACUUCCGCCGACGCUUCCUCCUGCCCACCCCUCCCCUCCCAGACCCCCCAGCCGAUUCCACCACCCCCACUCCCACCCUCUCCUCCUCCUCCUCACGCUCUCUCACUGAAGAAAACCCGUCUGCUGCUCUCAACGACCCCGCCUCUCCGCUUGAGCUGGUGCCGAAGGUGCCGCCUGGGUUCCUGGAUGGGGCUCGCUCCGUGUUCCCGUCGCUGCCGGCUCUGCCAGACGAGGGAUACGCACAGGGCGGGGACCUGCACGGAUCGUGGGUUCCUAUUGGCUGGCAGGUGGUGGUGGCACACGACUCAAUGCGAUGCACCAAGGCGCUAGGGCAGGUAGAGGAGCUGCUGCACCGGUACUUCCCUGCUGACAGGAUCGUCGUCUUCUCCUCCAGCAGAAAGGUCAUGGAAGGAAAGCACAUAUUCAACCGAGCAGCACUCUUUAUAACCUGUCUCGGCCUUGCCAUAACCAACACCAUGUUCAUGCCGCCCCGGGCGGCAGUUCUCGACCUGCGGCCGCCCAUCCCCGUCUCCCACACCACCCACUACACCCUCCUCUCCCGCUCCUUCGCCUCUGCCAACGACGUCCGCUCUUUCGUCCUUAUCUGCCAGCCGGGCGGCGACAGCGAUGACGUGGCGGCGGGAUCCGGCCAAUUGGAGUGCAACACGCGGGAGAUCGAUGACGUCAUUGAUCGAAUAGCACACGAUGUCUACACCUCCCCUGCUGCUGUAGCCGCUGCUAUGUCCCCGACCCGCGACGCCGAAGCUGCCGCCGAGGCUCUCGCCGACGCCGAAGCUAGCGGCCGCUCGCUGCUUCGGCCGACGGACCUGAUCCGAGGCUCGGUGCUUCGGAGCUCUCUCCAGGUUCAGAAGUUCCGAUCCUGGAUGAAAUGUGUAGGUCAGGAGGGCAGGUGGGUAUAUGACCCGAAUCCCCGCCGAUUACCCUGGUGGUUUAUGGGUAAACCCUACCAAUGUGACUCGCGGGGGCACCGCGGGAAAUGGGUGGGGGCGGCUGAUGCGGUAGCAGACGCAAAGGGGGAUGCGGAGGAGUGGACAGUUAGGGAAACUCUCAAGUACAAAUGGGGUGUGCCGGUAAAUGCUUGCCCGAAGGUGCCAGUGCGAUCGUGGGAGGUGGAGGAGGAGGACGAGGCGGAGGGCGGGAGGAGGUAUCGCGGAAGGGAGGCCAGAGCGGUGGAGAGUGGUGGGGAUGGGCGGGAGACGAUGCGGAUGACGAUGCGAUUCUCCCACUCCAGCUGGAUGAAAUUCUCCCCGGAGAAAUUCUGUGAAAGAGUGGGGCGAGGCCGGCUAUUCCUUUUCCUGGGAGACUCCCUGAACGAGCAGUUUUCAGAGGCGUUUUUGAACAACCUCGUGCUGAACCUCCCGAAGCCAGUCACAGAGGAGCAAUUGAGAAUGGAGAUCCCGAGGAGUGCAGGGAUAGAUGGGUGGGUGGAGCAGGGUAUUAUUGUCAACAAUAACGGGAUGGAUGGGUGGGUGGAGCAGCAGAGCAGAGCAUGA